AUGGGGGCCGGAAGGAAAACAGAGACCUUUACUGCACCGCCUAAUCAAGGCCUGGCAACCUACACUACAUCCAUGAGAAAUUUGGUCAAGAAACAUCUCGGUGGAGUCAUAUUUGGUUGCAAGGACAUCACAAUCGAUGAAUGUCUAUCUAAACAACUCUUUGGCUUACCAGCUGCACACUUUCUAUAUGUACAGAACAUUUCUCCUGGCUUGCCACUUUUUCUCUUCAAUUACACUGAUAGGAAACUUCAUGGAAUCUAUGAGGCUGCUGGCUAUGGGCAAAUGAAUAUCAAUCCCUGUGGAUGGACCACUGAUGGUUCAAAUACUACGCCAUUUCCUGCACAGGUUAAGUUCCGUGCUCGGCUGCACUGCCGGCCACUGCCUGAAAGUCAGUUUGGAGAGAUAAUUGCCGACAACUACUACAAUGAGUUUCAUUUCUGGUUUGAGCUUGAUCACGCUCAAACAAGUAAGCUCACAUCUAAGUUAGCAUCUGGAGCAGUUGCUCCAAGUACUCCUGCACUACAGAGAUAUAAGGGAGCAUCUGUGGCAGUUUCUCCAAGUCCUUCUGUACCUCAGAAAUCUAAGUUAGCAUCUGUAGAAGUUGCUCCAAGGACUUCUGCACCUCAGAUAUCUAAGUUAGCAUCUGUAGGAGUUGCUCCAAGGACUUCUGAACCACAGAAAACACUGAAUUGGAGAAGUUGUUUUGUGGCUCUUCCCUCGCAUGACACAAUAGAGGAACCUGAGUGGCUUGAACAACUUACAUCAGAGACUGAGGAUUUGAGUAAUUCAUGUCAGAAUUUGGAUGUCCCAAUUUCGUUUGGAAGAUACGAUCCAUUCAAACCCCAAUUAGAUGUGAAGGAUGCUGAACAAGUGGGGCAGGAACGUGUAUACAAAAAACUGAAAGAUUUAGCGAUCCAUGAUAAUCUUAACAAUGAAUGUCAAGACAUGUCAUUGUCAGGAGAUGUUGAAGAUAGUGUUGCAGGAAGUUCUCACUCCUCGUUUGAUCAAAGAAGCAGAGAGAGUCUUUGCUCCUUGUCUGCACAGAAGAGUGGAGAGAUCCCCCUAUCCUUGUUUGAGCAUCAGGCACUCAUAGCUAAGUUGAUUGAAGAGGUGGGAGAGCUAAAGGCUUUUAAGACAGAACAAUCUCAGAAGAUUAGCUAUUUGGAGUACAAGCUGGAGCAGGCAGAUACUGAAAUUCAACGCUUGAAAGUUUGGUUUGAAGAUUGA
Prunus armeniaca (apricot) is the source of this 1227-nucleotide messenger RNA. The record is from the annotation of a GenBank genome assembly. NCBI's taxonomy places the organism in Eukaryota, Viridiplantae, Streptophyta, Magnoliopsida, Rosales, Rosaceae.